Molecule: messenger RNA, 4265 nt
Organism: Piliocolobus tephrosceles (Ugandan red Colobus)
Lineage: Eukaryota; Metazoa; Chordata; Mammalia; Primates; Cercopithecidae
Gene: ZNF347
Product: zinc finger protein 347
Exons: 4
Coding region: 941-3463 (840 amino acids)
Biological process (GO): regulation of transcription by RNA polymerase II
Cellular component (GO): nucleus
Molecular function (GO): RNA polymerase II cis-regulatory region sequence-specific DNA binding; DNA-binding transcription factor activity, RNA polymerase II-specific
Source: RefSeq, a predicted model, not a curated record
UAGCCAGGAUGGUCUCGAUCUCCUGACUUCAUGAUCCGCCCGUCUCGGCCUCCCAAAGUGCUGGGAUUACAGGCAGGAGCCACUGCGCCUGGCUAUUUGUUGUAAUUUUCUUGUUGCCUCCCUGAUCACAUUGUGCUUUCCUCUUCUUGUGUGUCCAGAACUUUCUGUUCUCUGAAUAUGGGCUUAGUCCUUCAGCCACUUUUUUUCUCUGUCCACACUCAUUGCCUUUCCUUAUCAACUCAGCUCAUGGCUUUGAACCCCACCUGCACAGCUUUGUGUCACCUGCGGGAACUCUCCCGUGAACUCUGGAUCCUGUGUCUAGGCCUCCCAAAGUGCUGAGAUUACAGACGUUAGCCACUGUGCCUGACUAAAUCUAUUUAUUUAUUUAUUUUAAGAGAAAUGGUGUCUCACUAUGUUAUUUAGGCUGGUCUUAAACUCCUGGCCUCGAUUGAUCUUUCUGCCUCAGCCUCCCAAAGUGCUAGGAUUAUAGCGUGAGCCACCACGUUCAGCCUCUACCUUUCGUUUCUGAGGCCAGAGAGGUGAGGGAGGCUGUUCUCUGCAAGGGGUUUGGUCAGGGCUCGCUGUGUGCCCUGAAUGGGGGAGCUCAGUCCAGCCUACCUCCCAAUUGCUGCAGCGUGUGUGGGGGCUUCUCCAGGAGGAGAGCCGAUUCUGAAGAAAGGGGUCAGAAACUCACUCGCUGGUCUUCCUGCAGGAGCUUCUUGUCCCUGCAUCGCCCUGGUGCAGUGGGCAGCUGAGACCAUCUUUCCAAGGGUGAGGUCUUCCCUGUGUGUAUGUGAUUGUGCCACAGGAAGAGGAUGUGUUGAUUCUGAGCAAUAAACAGCACAUUUUGGAUAUUCAAUAUUGACUUCUAAAGGCACUUUCCUGUGACCUAAGGAAGAACCCUCGAAGAGGAGGAAGAGGAAGGAAAGAGAAGUCGGGCAUGGCUCUCACCCAGGAACAGGUGACAUUCAAGGAUGUGGCUAUAGAAUUCUCUCAGGAGGAGUGGACAUGCCUGGACCCCGCUCAGAGGACUUUGUACAGGGACGUGAUGUUGGAGAAUUAUAGGAACCUGGCCUCCCUGGCAGGAAUCUCUUGUUUUGACCUCAGUAUUAUCUCUAUGUUGGAGCAAGGGAAGGAGCCUUUCACCGUGGAGAGCCAAGUACAAAUAGCAAGAAACCCAGAUGGAUGGGAAUGGAUCAAAGCCGUGAUUACAGCUCUCUCUUCUGAAUUUGUAAUGAAAGAUUUACCACACAAAGGGAAGAGUAAUAAAGGAGAAGUAUUCCAAACAGUGAUGUUGGAAAGACAGGAAAGCCAUGACAUUGAAGGCUGUUCCUUCAGGGAAGUCCAGAAAAAUACGCAUGACCUUGAGUAUCAAUGCAGAGAUGCUGAAGGAAAUUACAAAGGAGUGCUUAUGACCCAGGAAGGCAGUCUCACUCAUGGAAGAGAUGAACAUGAUAAAAGAGAUGCAAGAAACAAGCUUAUUAAAAAUCAGCUUGGAUUAAGCCUUCAGUCACAUCUGCCUGAACUGCAGCUUUUUCAAUAUGAAGGGAAAAUUUAUGAAUGUAAUCAGGUUGAGAAGUCUUUCAGCAAUAGUUCCUCAGUUUCAUCACUUCAACAAAUGCCUUAUAAUGUCAAAACCCACAUUUCUAACAAAUAUCUCAAAGAUUUUAUCUCUUCUUUAUUACUCACACAGGGGCAAAAAGCAAAUAAUUGGAGAAGCCCUUACAAAUCUAAUGGAUGUGGCAUAGUCUUUCCUCAAAAUUCACACCUUGUGAGUCAUCAGAGAAGUCAUACUAAAGAGAAACCUUACAAAUGUUAUGAGUGUGGCAAAGCCUUUAGAACACGUUCAAACCUAACUACCCAUCAGGUAAUCCAUACUGGCGAAAAACGUUACAAAUGUAAUGAGUGUGGUAAGGUCUUUAGUCGAAAUUCACAACUCUCACAACAUCGGAAAAUUCACACUGGAGAGAAACCUUAUAAAUGUAACGAAUGUGGCAAGGUCUUCACUCAGAAUUCACACCUUGCAAGACAUCGAGGAAUUCAUACUGGAGAAAAACCUUACAAGUGUAAUGAGUGUGGGAAAGCCUUUAGAGCUCGUUCAAGCCUAGCUAUCCAUCAGGCAACCCACAGUGGAGAAAAACCUUACAAAUGUAAUGAAUGUGGCAAGGUCUUCACUCAAAAUUCACACCUUACAAAUCACUGGAGAAUUCACACUGGAGAGAAACCUUACAAGUGUAAUGAGUGUGGCAAAGCCUUUGGUGUUCGUUCAAGCCUAGCUAUUCAUCUGGUAAUUCACACUGGAGAAAAGCCUUACAAAUGUCAUGAAUGUGGCAAGGUCUUUAGGCGUAAUUCACACCUUGCAAGGCAUCAACUAAUUCAUACUGGAGAGAAACCUUACAAGUGUAAUGAGUGCGGCAAAGCCUUUAGAGCACAUUCAAACUUAACCACCCAUCAGGUCAUCCAUACUGGAGAAAAACCUUACAAGUGUAAUGAAUGUGGCAAGGUCUUCACUCAAAAUUCACACCUUGCAAAUCAUCAAAGAAUUCAUACUGGAGUGAAACCUUAUAUGUGUAAUGAGUGUGGCAAAGCAUUCAGUGUGUAUUCAAGCCUAACUACCCAUCAGGUCAUCCAUACUGGAGAAAAACCUUACAAAUGUAAUGAGUGUGGCAAGGUCUUCACUCAGAAUUCACACCUUGCAAGACAUCGGGGAAUUCAUACUGGAGAGAAACCUUAUAAAUGUAAUGAGUGUGGCAAGGUCUUUAGGCAUAAUUCAUACCUUUCAAGGCAUCAGCGAAUUCAUACUGGAGAGAAACCUUACAAGUAUAAUCAGUAUGGCAAAGCCUUUAGUGAACAUUCAAACCUAACUACCCAUCAGGUCAUCCAUACUGGAGAAAAACCUUACAAGUGUAGUGAGUGUGGCAAGGUCUUCACUCAGAAUUCACACCUUGCAAGACAUCAGAGAGUUCAUACUGGAGAUAAACCUUACAAGUGUAAUGAAUGUGGCAAAGCCUUUAGUCAAACUUCAAAGCUUGCAAGACAUCAGAGAGUUCAUACUGGAGAGAAACCAUAUGAGUGUAAUCAGUGUGGGAAAGCCUUUAGUGUCCGUUCAAGCCUAACUACCCAUCAGGCAAUCCAUAGUGGAAAAAAACCUUACAAAUGCAGUGAGUGUGGGAAAGUCUUCACUCAGAAUUCACACCUUGCAAGACAUCGAGGAAUUCAUACUGGAGAUAAACCUUACAAGUGUAGUGAGUGUGGCAAAGCCUUUAGUCAAACUUCAAAACUUGAAAGGCAUCAGAGAGUUCAUACCGGAGAGAAACCAUAUGAGUGUGGGAAACUCUUUAGUAUCUGUUCAAGCCUAACUACCCAUCAGACAAUCCAUACUGGUGGAAAACCUUACAAAUGUAACGUGUGGAAAGUUCUAAAGUCAGAGUUCAAACCUUGCAAGUCAUCACAGAAUUCAUAGUGGGGAGAAACCUUACAAAUGAAGGUGGUAACUUUUGCAGUUAGAAUUCAUUCCUUUGACAACAUCAGAGAAUUUACUCCUGAGAGAUUCCUUGAGAAUGCAAUGACUGGCUGGGUGCGGUGGCUCACACCUGUAAUACCAACACUUUGGGAGUCCAAGGCAGGUGGAUCACCUGGGGUCAGGAAUUCAAGACCAGCCUGACCAACACGGUGAAACCCCAUUUCUACUAAAAGUACAAAAUUAGCUAGGCCUGGUGGCACACGCCUGUAAUCCCAGCUAUAUAGGAGGCUGAGGCAGGAGAAUCACUCAAACCCAGGAGGCGGAGGUUGCAGUGAGCCAAGAUCGUGCCAUUGCACUCCAUCCUGGGCAAAAAGAGUGAAACUCCAUCUUAAAGGAAAAAAAAUGCAAUGACUGUGGCAAACUCCUCAUGAGUUCAAGUAUUAAUAGACAUCCAAGAGUCCAUAAUAAUGAGAAAUUACAUAAAUGUACUGUGUGUGGCAGAGGCUUUAUUCAGGCCUCACAGCUUUGUAGGCAUUAAAAUCUACAUAUUUGAUGGAAUCACAAAAAUGUAAUGUGCAUCCUGAAGCUCUUACUCUAAGACUGUAACUGUAGGUGAGGAUUCAUACAAAGAGUGACUCAGUCUCUAGUUCUUUGAUUCACUUUUAAUAUGAUAAACUGAACAAUAAUUACACAUCCCCAUAUGGUAAAACUUAAGACAUUAUAUAUUUAAAAGGUUGAAGGGGCCGGGCGUGGUGGCUCAAGCCUGUAAUCCCAGCACUUUGGGAGGCCGAGGCGGGCGGAU